AUGGACUUGAUAUGCAGUACUGUGAAGAAGAAAACAUCAAAGCUCCGAACGCGGAACAUUGUGACGGGACUCGCAAUGGGAGCGCUCGUGUUGGGUAUCUAUGGCUACACGUUUUAUUCAGUCUCCCAGGAGCGGAUCAUGGAUGAAAUCGAUGAGGAGGCCAAGCGUGCCAGACUGAAGGAACCGAAGACCGGAGAGCCAAUUGAGGAAAACCAGGCUGCCAGUCUCUUUAUGGACCAUGUGCUUUGUCCUGCUCUUAAUAAGGAGAGGAUGGACGAUGCCACAUUCCAUAACUGGCUGUGUUUUUUUUUAAUUUUUUGA
Molecule: messenger RNA, 321 nt
Organism: Xiphophorus hellerii (green swordtail)
Lineage: Eukaryota; Metazoa; Chordata; Actinopteri; Cyprinodontiformes; Poeciliidae
Product: cytochrome c oxidase assembly factor 3 homolog, mitochondrial-like
Exons: 2
Coding region: 1-321 (106 amino acids)
Biological process (GO): mitochondrial respiratory chain complex IV assembly
Cellular component (GO): mitochondrial inner membrane
Source: RefSeq, a predicted model, not a curated record